AUGUGGCUCAAGACUCUGCUGCCGACUUUGUUGCUUGCAACGACUGUUGCGGCGGCACCAGGACGACAUGGCUAUGAGCAGCUUCAUCACAAUGUCAGGCCUGCUAACCAGUCUUCCGAGUACGAGUAUGUGGUCAUUGGAUCUGGACCUGGAGGAGGUCCUCUCGCUGCGCGACUUGCACUGGCAGGCCACAAAGUUCUCCUGAUUGAAGCAGGAGGUGACAAUCACGGUGUCAACCAGACAGUGCCUGCGAGGAAUCUCCAAUCCACCGCGGACCCGGCUAUCUCGUGGGACCACUUUGUCACACACUACAAGGAUGAGGAGCGACAAGCAAGAGAUUCCAAGAUGACAUACAAGCGAAAAGACGGUAGCUACUACACUGGAAAGUACCCACCCAAGGGCGCUGAGCCACUCGGGAUCCUCUACCCACGAGCAGGCGCUCUUGGAGGGUGUGCUGAGCACAAUGCUGCCGUUACUAUCUACCCCUUCGAGAGCGACUGGACCUGGCACCAGAACCUGACUGGAGACGACUCCUGGGCGCCUGAGAAGAUGCGAGACCACUUCAAGAAGCUUGAGCGAGCCCAAUACCUUGGAGCUGGCGAAGGGCAUGGCUUUGACGGAUGGUUCGCGACGAGCUUGACGGAGCUGGCGCUCGUUGCGACGGACUUGCGAGUUCUGUCUGUCGUGCUCUCUGGUGCUUCGGCUCUGGGCAAAUCGGGUAUCAUCAGCUCUCUGCUCAACACAGUCACCGGUCUCGCCAACGUUCUGGUCACCGACCUCAACGCCGAGUACGAAGGUCGCGAUGAAAAGGAGGAUCUGUUCCAGAUCCCUCAAGCUGUCGACAGAGACACCGGCAAGCGUAGCAGCCCCCGCAACUUCAUUCUCCAAGUCGCCAACGACGACCGCUACCAUCUGGACAUCAAGCUGAACACCCUGGCAACGAAGAUCCGCUUCGACCAGACUGGCAAGACCCCGCAGGCUAUCGGUGUUGAGUACCUGUCUGGCGAGUACCUUUACGGCGCUAGCCUGUUGUUCAGCUCCCACAACGGCACAUCUGGCUACGUUGCUGCCAGCAAGGAAAUCAUCGUCUCAGCAGGCACAUUCAACACCCCUCAGCUCCUAGAACUCAGCGGCAUCGGACCCCGCGCCGAGCUCGAAAAAUUCGGCAUCGAAGUCGUCAAGGACCUCCCAGGCGUCGGCAAGAACAUGCAAGACCGCUACGAAAUCAGCAUCGUCGGCCAGACCGACUCCGGCGAGAAACUCGACAUCUCCAAAGACUGUACCUUCGGCUACGAGUCCAACGACCCGUGUCUCGAGAAAUGGGAGAAUGGUGUCUCGCCACUUGGUAGAGGCCCUUACACAACCGGCGGUGUAGCCGUCGGCGUCUCCAUGAAGUCCUCCCUCGCGAGCGAGUCUGAAGAUCCAGACCUCUUCAUCAUCGGCGCCCCAGGUCUGUUCGGGGGCUAUUACCCAGGUUUCGCAUACGAUAGUGUCCACCCCGGCAAUAUCUGGUCCUGGCUCGCUCUGAAGGCACACACCCAUAACAAUGCGGGUACAGUCACGCUGCGUUCCGCUAAUCCUCGCGAUGUCCCGCAGAUCGAUUUCAAUUCCCUUGACACGGGGAAUACUGAUGAUAAUGGGGAUGAGACGGAUUUGCAGGCGCUGUAUGAAGGGUUGAGGUUUGGACGGGAGGCGUUUGAUAAGGUGAUUCCACUUCAGGGUGAUUUUGUUGAGAUUAAGCCGGGACGCAACGUCACUGGGGAAGAUGGGCUGAAGGAGUAUGCAAGAGACGACACCUGGGGUCACCAUGCUUGCUGCUCGGCUGCUGUCGGUGCGGAUGACGAUGAGAAUGCUGUGCUCGAUGGGAAGUUCCGCGUGAGAGGUGUGGAUAGCUUGAGAGUGGUUGAUGCGUCCAGCUUCAACAAGAUUCCGGGAACGUUUAUUGCGCUGCCGAUUUAUAUUAUUAGUGAGAAGGCGGCGGAUGAUAUUCUCAACGGCUGA
Fulvia fulva is the source of this 2001-nucleotide messenger RNA. Its product is annotated as Oxygen-dependent choline dehydrogenase. The transcript is spliced from 2 exons. The record is from RefSeq and is a predicted model, not a curated record. Lineage: Eukaryota; Fungi; Ascomycota; Dothideomycetes; Mycosphaerellales; Mycosphaerellaceae. Bases 1 to 2001 code for a protein of 666 amino acids. Gene Ontology annotation, molecular function: oxidoreductase activity, acting on CH-OH group of donors; flavin adenine dinucleotide binding.